AGUUUAGUGUAUUUAUUGUGUAAUAUACUUUAUCAAAAUGGAAAACAAAUCUGCGCAAUAUAAGUACUGUAUAGUGCCGGGAUGCAAAAGCACAACUGUCAGAACAUCCAACAAACAUUUUUUUACUCUACCAAAAGAACCAAAACGUCGAUUAAAAUGGCUAAAGGCAUGCAGGCGAGAUAAACAGGAUAUUUCACAAAAAAGCAUAGGUCUUUAUGUCUGUGAGGAUCAUUUUGAUUUGGAACAAGAUAUGGAUAACUAUAUAAAAUUCAAGAUUAUGGGUGGUCCCAAAAUUAUUAAGUCAGGUGUUGUCCCGCACAUAUUUGAUUGUCAACCAGACAGAAAACGAGCUUUUUCUCAGCCUGUGAGGGAAGCAGCCCUUAAAAGGGUUAAACGACAGCUUCUUGAAGAUGCCGCUUCUACAUCUAAGUCUGUUUUAGAGGACAAUGAUGAUAAGAGACAAUGUGAUCCUAGUUUCACAAACUUAGUACAAUCAGGACCUGAAUUAAACCAAUCAGCUUUACCUCAAAAACUGAAUAAUGCAUCAACACAGACUCACAUCAAAAUAAGAAGUAAAGGUAUUCAAUGCAAAUUUCAAAGAAGUGUUACAGUGUUGAAAAUACAUAAUAAGGAUGCAGGAACUUCACCUAUAAAAGACUUGCAAAUAUUUGAAGAUACAAAAAGUGAAUCAGGGAGUUCUGUAUUUGAAGAGUAUAGUGAAUAUAGUGGUAGUGACGACUGUUGGUACAAUGAAAGUGAUUUUUUAUCUUGUGAUGAAGAUACGAAAGAAGAGGAAGCAAAACAAUUUAAAAGUUUGUCUUUGAAGUGUACAGUAAUGAAGUUACAAUACAGACCUAGACUGUAUAUGGGGCUACCAGAAUAUGCAUUUUACACGUUUCAAUUAAUGGAAAAAUAUUCAUCUUCUUCGAUUAAAGAAAUGCCUGGAGCAGGAAUUGCCGUAGAACAAAAAUUAUCAUGA
Molecule: messenger RNA, 979 nt
Organism: Diabrotica virgifera virgifera (western corn rootworm)
Lineage: Eukaryota; Metazoa; Arthropoda; Insecta; Coleoptera; Chrysomelidae
Exons: 3
Coding region: 38-979 (313 amino acids)
Molecular function (GO): sequence-specific DNA binding
Source: RefSeq, a predicted model, not a curated record